Bicyclus anynana (squinting bush brown) is the source of this 7867-nucleotide messenger RNA. It is a transcript of the gene mbt, whose product is annotated as serine/threonine-protein kinase PAK mbt. Gene Ontology annotation, cellular component: cytoplasm. The record is from RefSeq and is a predicted model, not a curated record. The transcript is spliced from 10 exons. Gene Ontology annotation, molecular function: ATP binding; protein serine/threonine kinase activity. Bases 308 to 1972 code for a protein of 554 amino acids. Gene Ontology annotation, biological process: regulation of MAPK cascade; intracellular signal transduction; protein phosphorylation. Lineage: Eukaryota; Metazoa; Arthropoda; Insecta; Lepidoptera; Nymphalidae.
GCUCUGUCGUGUCUGUGGUUUUCAAUUUACAUUUGGGUUGGGUGAGCUUUACUGUAAAAUAUUGUAUUUAAAAACACAAAAAUAAAGUAAUAACUUAUUGAGCGAGUAAUUUACAAUUUAAUCGAAAAAAUAUUGAACUUGGAAGGGUGUAAAAUUCUAAUUUAUAUCUAGUCUAGAUUGUUUUUUUAAUGUGUUUUGGGUGAGCCCACUAUGUAAUUCAUGGAAGUGAAAUUAAAUUAAAAGGUGCGUUUCAUGUUUGGGAAGGUGUAAGACAACCGGUGGUAUUGGUUGAUAACCCAUAAACACCAUGUUUUCCAAGAAAAAGAAGAAGCCUCUUAUAUCACCACCAAGUAAUUUUGAGCACAGAGUACACACAGGCUUUGACAAGCGGGAAGGCAAGUUUGUUGGUCUUCCUUUGCAAUGGGCUUCAUUAGUCGGCAAUAACCAGAUAUUAAAGUCUACAAAUAGGCCUCUACCUCUUGUGGAUCCCUCCGAGAUUACUCCCACCGAGAUAUUAGAUUUAAAGACAAUUGUAAGGGGUGAUCACCGAACUACCUCAGUUGCCGCAGUAUCGCGUCCAGUCUCGACCAACCCUAUAAGUCAGCCUAUGCAAAAUGGUGUUGUUUUGCCUAAAACAUCUAAUGUUGCGCGAUCAAAUUCACUGAGAAGCUCAAGUCCGCCUAGAAUACGUCGUGAUUUUCGUAAUCAACCAAACAUACCUCCGUCUGUACCAGAGGAGUCACCUCCUGUUCCCCCUGCACCUCAGCAGUAUCCAAGCUUGAGGAGGGAACAAAGUAAUUAUGCUUUAAACAAGCCAAUAUCUGACUCUCCUAUUGAUUGGAGUCACUCUCAUGAAGCGACAGUGAGGCCAGUGUCAGAAAUAAAUGACAAUCAGCAGGCUGCCAUAAUGUAUCAAAACAUACAGAACGCCAAUAUACCAUAUCAACACAAUCACCCACCGCAACCCAGUCAAGGACAGCAUGGGAUGAACGGAAACAACAACCUGGGGGAACCAUAUCCAGCCACAAUACGACAUGCACAGCCCGGGCCGGGUGCUCCACAUAUGCCUCUCACAGAGAACAAGCAUGAGCUGCGCUUGACACAUGAACAGUUCCGAGCGGCCCUGCGCUUGGUGGUGAGCGAAGGGGAUCCCCGCGAGACGUUGAGCGGGUUCAGCAAGAUAGGGGAGGGCAGCACCGGCGUGGUGUGCGCCGCGACCGACACGCGCACGCGCCGGCGAGUGGCCGUCAAGAUGAUGAACCUGCGCAAGCAGCACCGGCGGGAGCUGCUGUUCAACGAAGUGGUGAUAAUGCGGGACUACCCACACCCGAACAUAGUGGAGAUGCACGCGUCGUACCUGGUGGGGGACGAGCUGUGGGUGGUGAUGGAGUACAUGGCGGGCGCUUCGCUCACGCAGAUCGUGACGCGCGCCAGGAUGGACCCCGAGCAGAUCGCCACUGUCUGCAAGCAGUGCUUGAAGGCGCUGGCAUUCCUGCACGGUCAAGGCGUUAUACACCGGGACAUCAAAUCAGACUCCAUACUCAUGACGUCAGACGGCCGGGUCAAACUGUCCGACUUCGGCUUUUGUGCUCAAGUGUCACAGGAACUGCCAAAACGUAAAUCACUAGUAGGGACGCCAUAUUGGAUGUCACCAGAGGUUAUAUCCAGACUGCCGUAUGGCCCCGAAGUGGAUAUUUGGUCACUGGGCAUCAUGCUGAUAGAGAUGGUGGACGGAGAACCGCCUUUCUUCAAUGAACCCCCAUUACAGGCGAUGCGUCGUAUCCGCGACAUGCCGCCGCCGCGGCCGCGCGGCGCGGGCCGCUGCCCCGCCGACCUGCUGUCGUUCCUGGAGUGUGCGCUGGUGCGCGACCCGGCGCAGCGCCACUCGGCCGCGCGCCUGCUGCACCACCCCUGCCUGCGCCGCGCCGGCCCGCCCGCGCUGCUCGUGCCGCUCAUGCCGCACCCGCAGUGACGCGCGCCUGCGACUGCGGCGCAGGUACACCUGAGGUAAACCUAUCUGGACCUUUUACACUUGUAAGUAAUCAUCCACACAAGGCAGCUAUACUAAUAGUAUUAAAAACGAAAUAACAUGACAAAAGGACACUGUCCCGUAUCCCAACAAUUAAACUUAUAAUUACACUCAGAGGCACAAUUAUCCGCCCUCUCUUUAAUAUACUCUCGUCAUAUUAAAUAAGGCGAAUAAUUGUGCCUCUGAGAAUACAUUAGACAAAUCAAGUCUUAAUUAUUAUUUAUUCAAUGAAAAAUAAAAAUGUGUAAUGCUCAUAUACCUGUAUUUGUAUAUUUAACAUGUUUAAUGUAUUUAAUAAUAUUCAAUUAAUUUUUUAUACAAAUGACGAAUUGUUUGAAAGCAAUAAUAUUGUACUUUAUUAAUUAUUACAAAUUAGGUUUAAGCCCAGUGUAAUCAUUCCAUCAGUCAAAUUUAUCAUUCCUCUUGUGUUUCUUUAUGCUAUACACUAGACUUUUUCUUUGAUAUACACACAUUCCAUUGAAAAGUCUGCACUGAAACUAUCUAUUUAUAUUUAUAAAUUCAGUACAGUAAGGAAUAAAUUAUAAGAAGUAAAUAAUCAUGGUCCGAGAGGUGGUCGACAUUUUUGUAUGGAUGUUUGUUACUCUUUAACGCCGCUACUAUUUGCUGAAAUUGAAUUUGAAAUGGAAAUGGAUUUUACUCUGUAGGCUAUUUUUCAUCCCGGAAAAAUCCAUGGUUCCCGCGGAAUAUAUGAAAAACUGAAUUCCAUGCGGACGAAGUCGCGGGCGUUUGCUAGUAGAACAGGGGCUGUAGCCAUGUGGCACGUCGAUUCUCUUUCUACAAACGCUAACGCUUCUAAAACUAAAAAAAAUGUAUGGGAAUGACAUUUGUUAUCGACAGAUCACGUGAUCAAGUUAUCGAUCUGUCAUUCCCAUUCAUUUUUCUGGGUUAGUUAGCGUUAGCGUUUGUAGGAAGAGGAUCGACGUGACACAUGGCUACAAACCCUGGAAACCUGGCUGGGCAGUAGUGACGCUAAAUUAACCCUAUACAUUCUAAGUCAGGAUUUUUGUUCUCUCCUCCUACUCCUCAGAAAGUUCUGAAGUUCUGUGUUAUGGUAGUAUAGAAGAAGGUAGCACAAGUUUUCAGCUUGCCUCAAAUACCUAAUUAAAAAUAUCGACCAGCUUUCUAGACAUUACAACAGUAGGCCUUAGGAUGCCACAAGAUAUCUCAUGACAAGAGGUUGACCAAUAGAGACUCUAUCCAUACUAUCGCUGUCUCUUUUGUUACGAUGUUACGAAAGAGAGGGCUAUACUUUUGAUUCUAUUUCUCGAGAAAAUUAUUGUCUCUAUUUCAGUAUUUCUCUGGUCACAAGAUAUGUCGUUGAUGCAUCCUAGGCCUGCUAAACGAUAAAUCUAAUUAUGUAGAACUCUAGACAGAAAAAUACAUAACCCAGUGAUUAUCUACGCGAUAAACUUGUUCAUUCGCUCUUGGAUGUUAGGUAAAUGUUAGCACAACCUAAUGGAAUGAUGAGUUUUUUUAACGGACUUUAAAAAGACGUUCAAAUACAACAAAUGCAUUCCCAAGUUGUUCACACGAUAGCGUAUUUGAAACACGACGCUUUUUUCGAGCAGUGUUGCAUUUUCAAUUUUGGGCGUUGGUAAUAGAACUUCAUUUAACUUCAUACUAUAUUUGAACGCUUUUUAACGUCAGUUAAAAAAACUCUCGUGCGAAUGAAGGCUUAUAUUUAGCUAGAGACCUCGAGCCAAGUGUUAAACCGUGAUUGCCUCCUAUUAUAAUUUUUGAAUCCAUGUUUGGUUUCUUUUCAUAGUAUUAUCAAUUAUCUCUUCUAUUGUUUGGCAUUAUUUUAUGUAUUAUAGAUAUCUGAAUAUUUUGCUAUUAUUUUUUAUGUAUAAAAAAUAAUAAUUGGCGCAGAUGGAUCCCAUGUUAUUGAUUGAACAAGGGGCACCUAGCUAAAUAGAAUUCUGUAGAAUGAGAACGAUAAGUAGAUUAUGAUUAGUCUGUUGUUGAUAUUACUCAGUGUAGAUUACAAUUAUGUCGUCGUCAUCAACCCAUAUUCGGCUCACUGCUGAGCUCGAGUCUCCUCUCAGAAUGAGAGGGGUUAGGCCAAUAGUCCACCACACUGGCCCAAUGCGGAUUGGCAGACUUCACACACGCAGAGAAUUGAGAUAAUUCUUUGGUAUGCAGGUUUCCUCACGAUGUUUUCCUUCACCGAUUGAGACACGUGAUAUUUAAUUUCUUAACAUGCACACAACUGAAAAGUUGGAGGUGCAUGACCCGGACCGGAUUCGAACCCACAACCUCCGGAAUCGGAGGCAGAGGUCAUAUCCACUGGGCUAUCACAGCUCUCUUACAAUUAUGUAUUUAAUACUAUAUUGUCUAUGUAACUUAUGAAAGUCCACCAACCUGCAUAUUAGCAGCGUAGUGUGGAUCUAGGCUCCAAAUCGCCAUACAUGAAGAAGCCCAUUAAAAAUAAGUUGAUGAUCAUAAGUAUAAAAAGUACUAUAACAACCAGAAAGAUGUUUAAUACAUUUUCAAUCUUAAAAUGUUACAGAAGCUAUAAUUUUAGAAACAAACAAAACUGGCUGUAAGUUUUGCAACUAUGUAUUUUCUACAUAAUUAUGUCUAAUAUUGUUCUACUAACAUUUUAUCUGACUAAUUAUGUCAUAUCUUAACCCCGUCCAUAGUAUUGUACUGUUUCUACAAUUUGAUUAUAAAAUAUUCUAUUUAUAUUUACGUUGUGCCUAAGGGUAAGGUAAAAAUUAUACUAUCCUAUUGAAACGAUAUUUGUUCUAGAAAAAAAUAUUUGUAAUUUUAUAUAAAAAAAAUAUAUAAUUUUUAAUCUAAGGCUUCGAUCACUUAUAUUAUAAAAUCAACGAAAAAUAUUUUACAGUAAUUUCUUGGUUGAGUAUCAGUAAUUAUAGUGCACUAAUAAUAUUUUAAAUUUUUUCUAUAUUAAAAUAAUAUUUUAAUAUAGAAGUGAUUAUUACAGUUAUUUACAAGAACACUAAGUCGUGCUAACCGCUAAAUCGUUUGAUACUUUUUUGUUUGGUGGUUUAUGUUGCUGACUUUUAGGUAUCCACAAAUAUUUAUGUAUUUUUAUAUAAGUGGUCAAGCCCUUGUGUAUCUUUUUAUAUAGUGCCAGAAACAGUGCCUAAUUAGAUAAAUAUGGUGUCAGUAUUAUAGCUAUCCAGUUUAAAUUGGCUAAAACUAUCUAGUAAUUUUUACAUUCUAGUUUAGGUGUUUGUUGUAACUAAGGACCGUGCAUCGUCUGACAGAUGAUAAUUUUUAUUAUAUUUUACUGAUUACGAAAAUAUUUUUUUUAAAGUCUUUUUAUGACUUGACAUGACCUUUUCAUUAUACUUCGCAAAUUCUAUCGUCAUAAAUUAUAUGUAUAAAUAAUUAAUUAAUUUAGCUAUUCUCUGUAACGGUAUAGCAAUUUCCAAACAAUUAUUCAAUAUUGACAUUUGGUUUUGUUUUAUGUACUGUUAAUAUUUACAUUCCCAAUUGCAGAAAUUAUUUAUAUGUAUAAAUGACUUUAGUCAGAAGUUUUAUCAAACGUAAAUUUCUGAAGACGAAGAAUAUUUCUGUACUUAUUAUCCUCUGAUCUUUGCAUUUUCACACUAUUGUGUGCAGCAGUUUCAAAUAUUUUCACAGUGAAAAAUAUUUAAAUUAUAUCGAAUAAGUAUAGUUUUAAUACAAAAGCCAUAUUGGAAUAAUUUAGAUUCGUCUAAAACAUGUGAGUAGGUACUUAAUCUUAUUUUACACUCCCUAUGGUAUAUAUAAUAUAUAACAUAGGGAGUUAUAUAAAAUCUAUACCUAUAUUAUAAAAUCAAAAUGCAUGCUAAAAAUUAUUGUUAUACUAAUUUGUAAGCUAUCAUUAUUUGAGUAUUUAAAAGAAGGACGGUUGGAAUAUUUAUCUUAUUACUUAAGAUACAAUUAACGAUUAAGAUUAUUUUAAUUUUCUUUCAUUAAUCAGAUAUUAAUUUGCCAGUACCUCACGUCUCCAUUAAUAUUUAUUACGUUAUAAUUGUCGAGAUAAUUAAAUCUGUUUACUUAAAAGUACAUCAUUUACGUGAUUGAAUUGAUUCGACAAUACGACGUUCAGUUCAAUUCCACAAUGUAAAAGAGUAGUUAAUAAAAAUGGAAAUAAUAAUAUCGCUACGUGGCAACACCACAUUUAGUGUCUUUUUCACAAAAAAAUAUUAUAGAGCGCCCAAUUAUUCUUGAUAAUUUUAUCAAAUUAUUAAAAUCAUAUUCGAUAUUCGGAUAAUUACCAGACGAAUUACGAUAAAUAUCAUUUAUAUUUAAAUGAUGUUUUCAAGGAUUUAAAAAAAAUAAUAGAUCUUUGUAAAACAGAGUAACUCUAUUUAUAUUCGAAGAAAAUAGAAAUAAAUAUCUUUUCUAUUCUAUGAGCUAACUACCAGGCAUCAGUGAUAAAAAUUUUACUAAUUAUUAUUUUUAAUUAUUUGAACUAUGCCCAAUACCCGAAAAUGUUUUACUGCGCAUAGUUCAAGUUACAGGCCGCGUUACUUGGACUUUUUAGUUGUACUUAUUAAACUUCACUUUGAUUACAGUAUUCUUUAAUUGUAUCGGCGAUUAUAGACAAUUAAGUGUGUAACGUAUUGCCUUAAAUAGAAUAAGUGCCUUAACACAGCCUAGUUUGAUUGUUGUAUGCACAUUUGCACCUGUUGUUUGAUUAUUUAAUUGUGACUGUUGAGUAGAAUCUUUAAUCUAUGGAAACGAACUUUAUACAUAUUACAUUGUUCUAGUAGCUAUUGUGGUGCAUUCAAAUUAGCCGUUACAUAUAUGCUGCGAUAUAAUUUAGUCAAAGUUAAAAUUAUUUUUUAAUAAAAUCGAAUAAUUUUGUACAUUAUUGUAAAGGUAAUGGUGAUAUUAAAUAAAAUUGGGUAUUUAUUUAUGGGGGUUAAAUUUGAUUAAAAUAGUUUUGUAUUAUUUUUAAAUAUAUAUUAUUUUUAAAUAAACUUAAAACUACGAUGGUUAAAAUAUAUGACUUAAUAAUGGCAUAGGUAUAAUAUUGUAUUUCUUAUAGGGAAAGAUUGCAGGAUUUUUUGCCUCUUUUAAUUGUGUAGCCAUGGAAAAAAUAGAAUUUUGGGGCUUUUUAAAAACUGUUUUUAACAUCUGUUAGUUUCAUAUUGUUUCAAUAUUUAUUUUCGAUUCGUAGGAGUAAUUGCUGACGGCUAAUUCAAAUGCACAUUGACUCUUUACGAGUAGUUUAUACAAGUUAAUUUUUUUGAUGAAUGUUCUACGAUUGUAAUUAUACAUAUUAUUGUAAAUUAUUUUGAUUAUGCAUGACAGCCGGGCAAAUUGGCACGCAGUUCAUUUUAAAUUCUGAUUGCAUUGCUCAUUUUUCAUGUAAUUUGCAAUUAGUUUACGCUAAGUUCACACAGCAUUAUAAUGCAACGUUUACCAUCAAAUACUACGUAAAUAUAACACAGAAAAAAAAUGGCGUUUUUUGUACUUAUUUUAGGGUACCUACUAAAAAAAAAUAUCAUGGUACAAAAUUGUACGAUUACAAAAACAUACAUCCCAAUAUAGAACCUCCCCAAUUUUAGGGAGUCUGUUAAAACGUGCAUUGUAUGCCGUGUGAACUUGGCUUAUUAUCGAAACGACAUAAAUAACUAAAAAAAUGAUUUUUGAAGUUAAUUAUUUUUAAAUUAAGACUGCGCGCCGAGUGCGGACGCUUUAAAUAUUGUUUGUUUCAUCACAAAUCAUGAGAAUCAAUUGCGUACUGUAUUUUUUAAUGUACGUACAUCAAUUUGUCAUAAAGUUUAUGCCAAAUAUAUUGUAUUAUCACAUUGUUAAAUAAGAACUGUUAUCAAAUAUAGAUUUUGAAAAAUA